Messenger RNA from Candoia aspera, 5550 nucleotides. It is a transcript of the gene TGFBR1, whose product is annotated as transforming growth factor beta receptor 1. Gene Ontology annotation, molecular function: transforming growth factor beta receptor activity, type I; activin receptor activity, type I; ATP binding. Bases 110 to 1672 code for a protein of 520 amino acids. The record is from RefSeq and is a predicted model, not a curated record. Gene Ontology annotation, cellular component: activin receptor complex; plasma membrane. NCBI's taxonomy places the organism in Eukaryota, Metazoa, Chordata, Lepidosauria, Squamata, Candoiidae. Gene Ontology annotation, biological process: nervous system development; cellular response to growth factor stimulus; activin receptor signaling pathway. The transcript has 9 exons.
CGGAAAAAGUGGGAGGGUUUUGGAUGCGGCGCCAGAGGGUUGUGUUUGUUUCUAUGAGAUGCUUGUGAAGGGGAGGAGAAGGUUGAGGUAGUGGGACUUGGACGGGACAAUGGCGGCGCUAGCGGUCUCCCUUCGGAGAUGGUUACAGGCCUUCAUUGCAAGUUUUUGCUGUUCGGGUACUUUGACGAUGACAACUGCAGCUGGGUUGCUUCUUUUCCUUCUCCCUGAAGCAGCAACGGCUUUGCAGUGUUUUUGUCUUCGCUGUACAAAAGAGAACUUUACAUGUACAACAGAUGGGCUCUGCAUUACUUCAGUAACACGGAAUAAAAACAAAAUCAUACGCAAUAGUAUGUGUAUUGCGGAAAUUGAUCUGUUUCCCAGAGACAGGCCAUUUGUUUGUGCUGUUUCAACAAGUAAAGGAGUAAUUACUGUGCCUCAUUGCUGCGAUAAAGACUUCUGCAAUAAAAUAGAUCUUCCAAUUCCAACACCAGGUCCUGUACCAGGGAAGUUUUCUUCCACUCUAGGACCAGUGGAAUUGGCUGCUGUCAUUGCUGGGCCUGUUUGUUUUCUCUGCAUUUCACUCAUGUUGAUUCUUUAUAUCUGCCAUAAUCGUACAGUCAUACACCAUCGAGUUCCAAGUGAAGAAGAUCCUUCAAUGGACCGACCAUUUAUAUCUGAGGGAACUACUUUAAAAGAUUUAAUUUAUGAUAUGACCACUUCAGGAUCAGGAUCAGGUUUGCCAUUACUUGUUCAAAGAACAAUUGCAAGAACAAUUGUACUACAAGAAAGUAUUGGAAAAGGUCGAUUUGGAGAAGUCUGGCGAGGAAAAUGGAGAGGAGAAGAAGUUGCAGUAAAAAUAUUCUCUUCCAGAGAAGAACGCUCAUGGUUUCGUGAAGCUGAAAUUUAUCAAACAGUUAUGCUACGUCAUGAAAAUAUUCUUGGGUUUAUAGCUGCAGACAACAAAGACAAUGGUACAUGGACACAACUCUGGCUAGUGUCAGAUUAUCAUGAACAUGGUUCUCUUUUUGAUUAUCUGAACAGGUAUACUGUUACUGUAGAAGGAAUGAUAAAACUGGCAUUGUCAACUGCCAGUGGACUUGCACAUCUUCACAUGGAGAUUGUUGGCACUCAAGGUAAACCAGCUAUAGCUCAUAGAGACUUGAAAUCAAAAAAUAUAUUAGUGAAGAAAAAUGGAACAUGUUGCAUUGCAGAUUUAGGUCUGGCAGUGAGACACGAUUCAGCUACAGAUACAAUAGAUAUUGCACCAAAUCACAGAGUGGGGACAAAGAGGUACAUGGCUCCUGAGGUACUUGAUGAUUCCAUAAACAUGAAACAUUUCGAAUCUUUCAAAAGAGCAGAUAUUUAUGCAAUGGGACUAGUGUUCUGGGAAAUAGCUCGCCGAUUUUCAAUUGGUGGAAUCCAUGAAGAUUAUCAGUUACCAUAUUACGACCUUGUCCCUUCUGAUCCUUCAGUUGAGGAAAUGAGGAGAAUUGUUUGUGAACAGAAGUUACGACCCAAUAUUCCAAAUAGAUGGCAAAGCUGUGAGGCAUUACGAGUAAUGGCCAAGAUUAUGCGAGAAUGCUGGUAUGCCAAUGGUGCAGCUAGACUAACAGCUUUACGCAUAAAGAAAACUCUGUCACAACUCAGUCAGCAAGAAGGAAUAAAAAUGUGAUUUCGGAAAUUGUAUUCAAGAAAACAUUUGAAAGUCCGUACGUGCACCUGGCUUGUGCAUUAAGAAUUGUUCUACCUCACUGAGGGAACAGAAGAAUACUGCUGCCUUUUAUACAGAAUAGGAUAAUCAGUUAUUAGUUCAGGAUUUCUAUAGGUGCAGUAAACAGUUGUACAGGUUCUUAAUUAUUUUUCAAAGGUCACAUUGUUAUCUGUUACGUUGAAAACACAGAGAGCAAGCUUGAGAGUGGAACUUGUGCAUGCCGUGCACAGCACUGAAGAACAAUAUGAAAUAUAUGUUCCUGAUGGUACACAGUAUAUUCUUGUCAGAUUGUUUUGUUUCAUUAUCAAGAUGAUAUUAUUGAACACCUUUCAUUGGAACUUAUAUAUGUGACCUCAUUUCAUACAGAGUUUAUGCAAUACUUUGUAUUAUAUUUCUGUCUUUUGCAUCAGAUCAUUACUUGCCUUUAAAACCAUUGUCCAUUAGGAUAUACAGUCUUUUGUCAUUGUAUAAUGACAGUAAAUCUGCAUUCCUCAAUCUGCUGUCUUCUACAUAUUUUUGGUAUUACCAAAUUCCUGGAUUUCCUAGGCAGCAUUGCCAGGGUCCUGCUGCUUGGGAAUCCUAACAUACGGAUAGCACCAGGCUGCAUUAAAUAAUAUGAUUGGCUACAGGAUGAUUUUAUACUCAUGCAUGAAUUGCAUUUUAUCAAAUGCUCUUAUUCUGUAGACAGUAGGAACUGAAGUAUACAGAUUAAUUCUGUGCUAUUCCCAUGCUUUAUAUAUCACAAUGAACAGUGGUGCAAAUGUGGAACUCUUAAAAAGAGCUUUACCUGUAAAAAGACUUCAAUGUUAUUUUUACAUUUGAUAUGAACACUAUCCUGUUAAAAUAAAUCUUACUUCUUAUCUAUCAUAUGUCAGAAAAAAUAUUUUUACAUUGUUCUUUCUGUGCAAUGGAAAGUGCUUUGCUAAAAUUUGAUCCUUGCUAAAUGCUUUUCUGAGGAUGAUUCAUGCAGAAAAACAAUGUGUUUAGAUAGUCUUAUGGAUUCAGUCUGUAUGUGCAAAACGGGAAUUCUCUUAGCAUCUGGAGUUGCUGUAUGGAUUUGGUCAACACAUAUAGUUUUUAAUGUUGGUGUUCAUUGUACUGAUACCAAACUUUGGAGAAAUGAAGGAGCCAAGUAUAGACAUUCUCUUCUUACCAUCUUUGCCAAAAAGAGGUUCAGCAUUGCUCCUUUUGCACAUCCCAUAGCUCUUCUUACAAGCACAUCCCUCUUGUCUAUUAUUGUAGUAAUUGGAAAUUUGUAAUACAUUUGCUUUUGUUUCUUUCAGCAUAUCUGGAAAUUAUAGCAUUUGGAUGCCAACUAAUAGAUACAAUUUCAUGAAACUGAAAAAUUACAGUAGAAUAUUAAAAAAACUAUGCAGAGUCAUUUGAUAUAUUUUAAGUGUGCCUUUGUAAAUUUUAAAUUUUGCACACUAUGUUACUAAUCACAACUAAUAAUGUAAAACAGUUAAUUUAUAAAUCAAAAGCUACUUUAGUUUUAAAACCAGUAUGAAUAAAGAUUAAAACUUGGAAUCAACAAGUUUGCCUUUAUGCAAUUUGCAUAUGAAAUAAAAGUAAAGACGUUUGCAAUCAUUUUAAAGGGAUAAAAUAAUAAAAAUAAACUAUAUAGCAGUGAUGAGCUUGUGUAAGCCAUUUUUUAAAAGAUUUAUUUCAUGAUUAAAAAACAGAGUACACUGCAAAGUAAUCCCAAACAGCUGUACACUUAAAGGCAUUCAUGUGAGCUCGACCAGUAGGGAUUUGAGCUUCUAUGGAAGUCUUUUAUAGAAGGUUUUCCUUUUUUUCUUCUCCCCUUUUGGUAACACUUGAAUAGGAGUAGAUUCUCUUCCCAUCUUGUCUUUUUUGAUUCCCUAAGGCAGUCUCUGUAAAGCACCCUUCUAAUUGUUCCCCUUUUUUCAAGCAGAGGAUAGAAAAAGGUGUCAAUAGCAGGAGAGGAGAAAAUGAAGACAUUUUUCUUCACUCUUCUUUCAUCCUUCCAAUGCAUAACAGUACCUCAGGAUUGAAAGCAGUGGCCUUAAGGAACUGGCAUUUUCUCAAGGCUUACCAUGCCAUUCCUUAAAGAGAACCGGUCUUACUCAGAAGUACUCUGGACCCAGAGCAAGAGGGGGAAAAGGAGGGCAGAAAUUCUCCAGCUGUGGUGACUGCUCCUGCUCUUUUUCCUGUUCCUCAGUUUUAAGGUAAAGUUGUCAAAGAGAGAACAUCUGCUCUAAGGCAGUCUAUUCAUUGGAAAAGAAAUAUUCUAAGCUAGUCUAUUUAUUGGAAAAUAAAUGGGGGCCUUUUCUGCCCCCAUCCUGGUCAAAGCUAAAAUGCAGGUGGUGGCAGUGAGAGUUCUUAAAAGUUUGUUCCUUUUUGGCAAUAUUUUACAAGUCCUAGAAGCUGGUCCUCAACUUUAGCUUAGGUAAACAUCCACAAUUUUUCUUACAAUUUUCUCUAAAUAACUAGCUUGAUAGGCUUCUUUUGAAAGAUGAUAAUCUUUUGUUCUUAAGAGUCCAAGGGACCAAAAUAGUUCAGCAUUCAAACAUUUUUAUAUGGCGAAGAUAAUACUGAAACAAUUUUCUCAUCAUACUCAUGUGGAGAAUAAAAUGCAGAUUUGGCUAUCUUUUCAGACAGUACUGGUUACCAAACAAUGAACAUUAAAAAUGGUAGAAAACUUGCAAAAUUGUCUCGAGAUUUUAACAGUUCCAUACCCCCAAUAAGAUUUCACAAGAUACUGUGUUUAUAAUUUUAUUUAUAUACACAUAGAUAUAAAAUUAAGACAUUCUGUAGAUGACUCCUACUGUUGUUGCAUUGCUAGCCUCUCACAGUAGACAUUUGACAAAGUUGUGUUUUUGUUUUUAGUAAUAUUUCAAAUUACGGACAUACUGAUCAUAUAAGAUUACCUAUAAAAUGCUUAUAAGGAACAAUAGCCUGUAACUCAAUCUCAAGUUUAGGUUAAGACUCACUUGAAUCAACUUCAAUUCCUUAUAAUGACCUGGAGGAAUAAUAAAAUACAUGGAAGUUAAAAAAUUUACUAAAUAUUUAAAUUGCUGCCCACCUUUUAUUCAUCUUCCACAAACUAUAUGAAAAUGGCUGUUCUAAAAAAAUUGCCAGCUAAGCACCAUGAAUUCACUUUUUGGUUAACUUCUUUGUACUGUACUAUUAAAAUGGUUUCAGUAAUAUCUUAAUUAUUUACAUUUUUUAAAAAAAGCUUUAAGCUUAAAUUACCUCAUGAAAAAACAAAGGUACAUUUACUUCUGCGUGUAUAAUAUUUAAUGUUUCUCAGAACAUUAUGAAGGUUGGGUAUUCUAUGUUUCUUUGAAUGUGUCUGUAUGCUAUUGUUCCAAUCAAUCUUCAACAUUGCUGGUAUUUAACUAGCUCUGAUCCAAAGUGCUGUUACUUGGAGAUUUUGCUAAGAUAGGCUUUUUUGUUGGCUUCCCUAUUGAAAAGCCACCUAAUAUACUCUGUGUAGAAGAAUCUACACAAUGGCUUAAUGCAAGUUUUUAUGGGGCUUUAUUCACAGACAGGAGUAUCUGCAUAAUUAAAUAGGCAAAUGGAUUAGCUGGUUGUCAGUUUUUUGUCCAAAUUGCAUAUUUUUAUUUCUGUUUGAUAGUUUUGGUAAAUAUAUUUGCCUUUCCAGUGCUUUAUGGUAAAGACAUACUUACAGUUUAGUUGAUGCAUUUUGAGAAUCUGUACAAAUGUCAUUAUUAAGCCUUACAGAAUUGUUCAUUUCUCUAUAAAUUCCUGAUUAUGUUUUUGUAGAGUAUACAGUGGAGAAAUGUAUAUUGUUGGUUAUUGUUAAGUGCUAACACUAAGUAGAAAAUAAUAAAACAGUGACACUUUUCUUUUUC